GAUUUUGUUUGGCGAAUCGCAAAAAUACAGUGUUCUUUUGGUGCAUUGCCGAUUAAUUUUGAGAAAUUGAAGCGAUUAAUCGGUGCAAAAAGUUCAAACCAAUUGUCGGAGGGAGGGAGCCUUCAUUUUAGUCAUCAGCAAUGGUGAAUGUAAUGAAAGGAGUUCUCGUUGAGUGUGACCCGGCUAUGAAACAAUUCCUGCUACAUCUGGACGAAACUCAAUCCCUUGGACGCAAAUUUAUCAUUCAGGACCUGGACGAACGCCACCUGUUUAUCUCAACUGAUAUCAUUGAAACUCUUCAGGCCAGGGUGGACGAUUUAAUGGACCGGAUUAGCGUUUCUCUGCACGAAAAGGAAGCCUAAGUUGGUUGCAGUAGAAGCAUAUCGUACAAAUUCUCAACUUUUCAAAACGAUUAAAGUACUAGGCAUAAGUUAGCAUUACGAAAAUGGCAUCAAGAGAAUCCGGUCGAAUCCGAGAGGCGGACAAAAAGCGUGUCCUGGAUGAUGCCUCCCGGAAACGCCGAGCCCGCAAAGCGUUGGAAGCCCUCGAGCAGGACAAUUAUCACGAAGAUCCCCACGCCGAUUUGGUCAUGUCGAAGAAAAUCCCUAAAUUCCAAGACAACAUGGACGGUGUAAGUAGCAGCAACACCAAAAAGAAAGCUAAACGAAGCAAGGGCGCGGAAUACUACCGGGCAAAGUAUAGGAAAAAUUUCCCCCAGCUGCUGGAGGAGGACAAAAUGCAACGACCGGACGGGCCAAACUACUUUACGGCCGCUGCUCAGCCGUCGAAACUGCCCGAGCGCCAUUUCUGUGCGGUGUGUGGAUUCCCCUCUAGCUACACUUGUACGGCCUGUGGAACGCGGUACUGCUCGGUGCGCUGUUUGGGAACCCAUCAGGACACGAGGUGCCUCAAAUGGACUGCGUAGUUGUUGCGCGCCGGCUGUAUAUUAUCUUCCAAGUUUUCUUGAAUAAAAUUGUAAAGUUGCCCACAUUAA
Messenger RNA from Aedes aegypti (yellow fever mosquito), 994 nucleotides. Its product is annotated as zinc finger HIT domain-containing protein 1. Bases 446 to 925 code for a protein of 159 amino acids. Gene Ontology annotation, cellular component: Swr1 complex. The record is from RefSeq and is a predicted model, not a curated record. The transcript has 2 exons. NCBI's taxonomy places the organism in Eukaryota, Metazoa, Arthropoda, Insecta, Diptera, Culicidae. Gene Ontology annotation, molecular function: nucleosome binding. Gene Ontology annotation, biological process: chromatin remodeling.